Molecule: messenger RNA, 2722 nt
Organism: Cuculus canorus (common cuckoo)
Lineage: Eukaryota; Metazoa; Chordata; Aves; Cuculiformes; Cuculidae
Gene: IFT74
Product: intraflagellar transport 74
Exons: 20
Coding region: 161-1957 (598 amino acids)
Biological process (GO): cilium assembly; intraciliary transport involved in cilium assembly
Cellular component (GO): intraciliary transport particle B; cilium; centrosome
Molecular function (GO): beta-tubulin binding
Source: RefSeq, a predicted model, not a curated record
UGGGAGGAGUAGUCUUCACUGGCCGCAGCCUUAGGCGGGAGCCGCAAUGAGAUUUCCGGGUGUCGCGAUACCCUGGAGGUUGCUGCGAUACACUGUGUGUUCUCUGGCAGGUCGUUCAUGGCUGCGCGGGAGCGCGGGAGAACUUUAAAAGGGAACAAAUAUGGCCAGUAGUCACAGACCUCCAAUAGCUCGUCCUUCUUCAAGGGCAGGGAUAGGACUGUCCACAAGGCCUCCCUCUUCAUCAAGGACUCCAUCAACAACCAGAAUAGGAACAGGGAUGCCUCCUAGCACAUCAAGACCGGGUUCUCGUGGUGGCUCUUCAGCUACUGGAGGAGUUUUAUCAUCUCAGAUUAAAGUUACAGACCGUCCAGUGACUCAACAGGGAUUAAGUGGAAUGAAAACUGCAAUGAAAGGCCCUCAGAGACAGAUAAUGGAUAAAACAUAUUACCUUGGGCUGUUGAGAAGCAAAACAAAUGAACUCACAACAGAAAUUAACAAGCUGCAGGAAGAAGUAGAAAUGUACAAGCAAGAGAAAUCUGUCUAUUUGUCAUAUGAAAAAAGGGCAGAGGCUUUAGCUGGUGAGAUCAAGGAAUUUCAAGGUCAGCUAGCAGACUACAACAUGGUUGUGGAUAUACUUAACACCAAUACAGACAUAUCAGAAGUUAUUCGAGAUUACAAUAUGUUAAAAGUUCAGAAUGACCGAGACGCUCAGAGUGUGGAUAAAAUUUUCACAGAAAGACAAGCCACAGAAAAGCUAAUUCAAGGUGUGGAGGAAGAUAUCGAACAUGAAAAGGUUGUAGCAGAUGACAUGAUAAAAGAUAUGUCAGAGGCAGAUCAAGCUAAAUACAUGGAGAUGAAGGCUGCAAAUGAAAAACUCUCCCAGGAACUGGUUGUUCAACAGCAGGAACUGGAUGCAUUAAAUGCAAAGGAGGAGGCUCUAAGAGCUGAAAUAGCACACUCCCAGGUGAAACAGGAGGCUGUGCAGCUGUAUGAAAAGCUCCAUAAGCUUGAGGAACAUCGAGAUCAGAUGAUUGCUGAGGAUAAGAACAUGGAAUCUCCACAGGAGGAAAGAGAGAGAUUACUAAAACAGGUUAAGGAUGAUAGUCAAGAAAUAGCAAGCAUGGAAAGACAGCUGACAGAAGUAAAAGAAAAAACAAACCAUUUUAAAAAGAUUAUUCAACAACUUGACAUGGAUCUGGAGAAUCAUCAAGGAGAGGAAAAUUGGAAAUACAAGGAGCUGAAGAAGAAGGAAGAAAGCAUGGACAAUUUUCUUGAGGCUUUUGAAGAGGUGAAGAAUCAGGAAUUGGAACGAAAGGCCCAAAUAGAAGCAAACAUUGUUGCACUCCUGGAGCACUCAAGCAGGAAUGUGAAUCGUAUGAAACAAAUUUCAUCUGUUACCAAUCAAGAGCUGAAGAUUAUGCAAGAGGACCUCACUUUCAAAUCAAAUGAAAUGCAGAAAUCACAGAGCACUGCGAAGAAUCUGCUUACAGAGAGUCAAAAACUGCAGAUGGACCUACAGAAGAUGGAUCUUUUGGAGGGCAAGAUGGUUGACGAACUGGCUUCUCUUAAAGACAAAAUUGAACAAACAAAAAUGGAGUUGGAGGUCUAUAAUAAUUUGCCGGCUCUGAAGGCAUCAGGUGAAGAGAAGAAACAGAGACUCCAGGAUGACAAAGAAAAGCUAACAAAACGUAGCCAUGCUUUCAAGAAAAUAAUGGAACACUUGAAUGCAGAGUAUGAGACACUAAAGAGGGAGCUGCAAGAGAAUGAGACACAUUCUCAGCUUACGAAUUUGGAGAGGAAGUGGCAGCACCAUGAGCAAAAUAACUUCAUGAUGAAGGAAUUCAUAGCAACAAAAAGUCAGGAGAGUGACUACCAGCCAAUAAUGAAGAACGUGAGAAAGCUGGUCACAGAAUACAACAAAGCUCUCAUAGAAGCUUUACAGAACACCAAGAACUAAACCCAGGCACUUCCUUCCUGUCCCAGUGGACCAACAAUGAGAGAUGUGCACCGGCAGCAUGGAAAACUGGACCUCAUUUGCGCGCCACUGUGCCCAGAGAUAUUCUUAAAAAUAUCUUUCCAGGUUUUUAGAAGCCGUGGCUUUUAAUAUUAUCCCUGCUUUUGCAACAUUUAAAAAUUUUAGGAAAAAACUUUGGUAUUUUAGAAACUUGUAGAAAUAAAAAGGAAAUGCUGCACAAUGAGUGUAAAAUCAUAAUGAUAUUUUACUGAGGCCCGUUGCUGGAUUGCAUCUAAAAUGUGACAUUUCAGGCUGCUUUACACAAUGGAUCUCUUAAUUGUCUUGUAGUCCUAUCCCUGUCAAACAGUAUAGGCAUUUUCCCUGCAUAAGGGCUGCCCAAUAGGCUCUCACAAGCAUUAUCUUAAGUGAAGCGUAUAAUAGGAUAAAUGGUAAUAGCAGCAUAUGAUCCCUAUUUAAAUAGUAAUUUAUAACAAGUAAGGAAAACAUCUAAGGAUAACAAGCAUCCUUUUAAGUCAUUGCUUCAAAGUAUAAAGUUAUACAAUAAAAGCAAAAUAAUUUGGAUCAGUCAACAGGUUGUCUUUUCCCAUUGGAAAACCGAUUAACUUCCUUAUUUUAUAUUUUUAAUGUAAUUAUAAGGAGAGAACUGUGAUAAAAAACAGUGAAACAUAGCUAAUACUGGCCAUGUGCGAGGCAUUUUACUACUGUAAUGUUCACCAAUAAAGGAAAUAAAAGGGAAAAUUAUUUGCA